Molecule: messenger RNA, 1328 nt
Organism: Zeugodacus cucurbitae (melon fly)
Lineage: Eukaryota; Metazoa; Arthropoda; Insecta; Diptera; Tephritidae
Product: lipase 3
Exons: 3
Coding region: 75-1298 (407 amino acids)
Biological process (GO): lipid metabolic process
Molecular function (GO): hydrolase activity, acting on ester bonds
Source: RefSeq, a predicted model, not a curated record
UUAUAAACCAGAACUUUUGCUGCACUCUCUUCAGUUUGCACCGAUUUUUUGCGAAGCAUUAGAAUACGCAAACUAUGUUUCGUUUAAUAUUUUCUUUAAGUGUGCUGAUCGCGCUGGGUGGCGCUUUGGAUCUGAAUCAUAUUGGACCCUAUAUUGAUAUACCGCUUAAACCUUUAAAAACAUCAGCUGAACGUAUACGUGAGCAUGGCUACCCCGCUGAGUCUCAUUUCGUGGAGACUAGUGAUGGUUAUAUACUCAACCUCUUUCGCAUUCCCUAUUCGCCACGUCUGAACAAUCAGCUUGAGCGCAAGCCUGUAGUCUUCAUACAACAUGGACUCUUCAGUUGCUCCGAUUGCUUUUUACUCAAUGGUCCGGAGAAUGCGAUCGCAUAUAAUUUCGCGGAUGCUGGUUUUGAUGUUUGGUUGGGCAAUGCGCGUGGUAAUAUUUACUCGCGCAGCCAUUCCACCUUAACGACGAGUAACCCAAAAUUUUGGAUGUUCAGUUGGCAUGAGAUCGGCACCAUUGAUAUGCCCGAAUCCAUUGACUAUGUGCUCGAGCAGACCGGUGAAAGCGCAUUGCAUUAUGUUGGUCACUCACAGGGUGGCACAGUUUACUUUGUGAUGCUUUCAUCUCGUCCGGAAUAUAAUGCAAAAAUAAAAACCGGACACGGUUUGGCACCCGCCGUCUAUAUGGGUAAUGUAACGGAUGGCAUUGUUGCGGGACUUGCACCUUAUGUGGGCUCACCUGGUGUGGGCGCCGAUUUGUUGAGCAAUCAACCAUUCGUACCGUACAAUCCGCAAGUGCAACGCUUACUGGAUUCCGCCUGUGGUGGCGAACCAGCUUAUCCCAAAUAUUGUGAAACGCUAUUUCUAAUGUGGGCCGGCAAUGAGCAGUCAAAUCUUAAUGCGACUUUACUACCUCAACUGGCCGAAACACAUCCCGCCGGCAUUUCGACUAAUCAAGGCAUACACUUCAUCCAACUUAAAGUGUCAAACAAGUUCCGUCAAUAUGAUUUCGGUGCGAAGAAGAAUCAACUAAAAUACAAUCAGGCAGAACCACCAGAGUAUCCGCUGGAAAAGAUCACCGCCGAUACAUUCCUCUACUACGGUUUGAAUGAUGGUUCGGCCAAUGCGAAAGACAUGAAACGUUUGCCACAAUUCCUACCAAAUCUGCGUCUGUUCCAUGAGGUUCCCAACCCUACAUGGGGACAUUUGGAUUUCAUUUUCGCCAAGCAAGUUAAACAGGAAAUCAACGAUCCUGUGGUACAGUAUUGUAAAGCUUAUGAGGAAGGAUAUUGAAACAAGCAAUAAAGACUUUAAAGAACAAUA